Hypoxylon fragiforme is the source of this 1641-nucleotide messenger RNA. Its product is annotated as acyl-CoA dehydrogenase NM domain-like protein. Lineage: Eukaryota; Fungi; Ascomycota; Sordariomycetes; Xylariales; Hypoxylaceae. Gene Ontology annotation, molecular function: flavin adenine dinucleotide binding; oxidoreductase activity, acting on the CH-CH group of donors. The coding region runs from base 1 to 1641 and encodes 546 amino acids. The transcript is spliced from 4 exons. The record is from RefSeq and is a predicted model, not a curated record.
AUGUCCAAGACUUUCUCCAAAAGCGAUGUUGCGUCGCACAACAAGGGCGAUUCGCUAUGGAUUAUCGUUGAUGACGAUGUCUACGAUUUGACCAAGUUUCAAGACGACCACCCUGGCGGAAAGAAGAUCUUAACACGAGUCGCUGGAAAAGAUGCGUCCAAGCAAUUCUGGAAAUAUCACAACGAAGGUAUCCUAAAGAAGUAUAAGCCGUCACUACAAGUCGGUUCAUUAGAUACGAAGCCCAAAGCCGAGCCAAAACCAGAGCCAUCUUCGACCCUCGCUGCACCCAAACCGACAAAGGAGACCCAGAAGGCGCUCGUCCCAUCUCCUGUGCAAGAAGAAGCCGAGGCUUUGGAGCCGUAUGGUGACCUAAUUCCAUUCGCAGAUCCCAACUGGUACCAAGGGUUCCACUCCCCCUACUUCAACGAAUCCCACGCUGCGCUCCGUGCUGAAAUACGCCAAUGGAUUGAGAAUGACAUCGAGCCGAAUGUCACAGAAUGGGACGAGAAGAAGGAGGUGCCGCGUGAGAUCUUCCUCGAGGCCGGUCGUCGCGGGUAUCUCGCAGGCCUGUUAGGUGUCCACUACCCGACGGAAUAUACCAAAAGCAGAGUCAAGUCCGUGGCACCCGAGCAGUGGGACCUGUUCCACGAAAUGAUCGUCACCGACGAGAUGUCGCGCACCGGAUCCGGCGGAUUCGUCUGGAACAUGAUUGGCGGCUUCGGUAUCGGCUGCCCACCGCUAAUCAAGUUUGGCAAGAAGGCCUUAAAGGACAGAAUCCUCCCCGGAAUCUUGUCGGGUGAGAAGAGAAUCUGCUUGGCCAUCACCGAGCCCGAUGCGGGCAGCGACGUCGCCAACCUGAGCUGCGAGGCCAAGCUUAGCGAGGACGGCAAGCACUACAUCGUCAACGGAGAGAAGAAGUGGAUCACGAAUGGUAUCUGGUGCGAUUACUUCACCACUGCUGUACGGACAGGCGGCGAAGGCAUGAAUGGUGUCUCGCUACUCCUCAUUGAGCGCGAUGCUGGUGGCGUCAGCACAAGACGCAUGGACUGCCAGGGUGUAUGGUCGUCUGGUACCACAUACAUCACCUUCGAAGACGUGAAGGUUCCUGUUGAGAAUCUGUUGGGCAAAGAAAACCAAGGCUUCAAAGUCAUCAUGACCAACUUCAACCACGAACGCAUGGGCAUCAUCAUCCAAUGCCUGCGCUUCUCGCGCGUGUGCUACGAGGAGUCCGUCAAAUACGCUAACAAGCGGCGCACCUUCGGCAAGAAGCUGAUGGAGCACCCGGUGAUUCGGAUGAAGCUGGCGCACAUGGCGCGCCAGAUUGAGGCCUCGUACAACUGGCUCGAGAACCUCAUCUACCAGUGCCAGAAGAUGGGCGAGACCGAGGCCAUGCUCCGCCUCGGCGGCCCCAUCGCCGGCCUCAAGGCCCAGAGCACCCUCACCUUCGAGUUCUGCGCCCGCGAGGCCAGCCAGAUCUUUGGCGGCCUGAGCUACUCUCGCGGCGGGCAGGGCGCGAAGGUCGAGCGCCUGUACCGUGAUGUACGCGCGUAUGCUAUCCCCGGUGGCAGCGAGGAGAUCAUGUUGGACCUGAGCAUGAGGCAGAGCUUGAGGGUUGCGAAGAUGUCGGGGAUGAAGUUGUAA